GAUGGGCGGUCUUAUUCGACGCCACGCAGUUUCUGAGUGGACCGCGGCACCCGUUGCGUUUCUCUCUCCGUGGGCAGAAUGUCUCCUGGAGGAGUUUUGGAUGCGUCUCUGAACAUCCACAGGUAGUCACACAGGCUGCUUUCGCCAAUGCAUUUUUCUCGCAGAAGCAUAUACUCGAUUUGGAGACGAUCCUUCUGCUUUUUGUCUAUUAUAUCUAAUGCGUUGAGUCGGAUACUUGCAUGCACAUUUUAGUAAAACACCUCGGACUGUGCAGUGACCCAUACAGAACCGAAACGAUGCUUGCUUGUGAACCUCUGCAUUGAGUUUUCGAAAAAUCAAAAACGCUUGGAUUUUAUUGCAAGUUUGGAAGUGAAUGCAAGAGCGGGAUACAAUGGCAAGCGAUCUGAAGCCUCGGUUGUGUGUGAUGAAGAAAGGAGAGAACGGCUACGGGUUUCAUCUGCACGGAGAGAAAGGGAAAACCGGACAGUACAUACGGAAAGUGGAGCGCGCGUCCCCGGCGGAGGCGUCGGGACUGCGCGCGGGUGACCGUUUGGUGGAGGUGAACGGCGAGAACGUGGAGAGAGAGACACACCAUCAGGUGGUGCAGCGGAUCAAAGCUGUGGAACAUGAGACCAGACUGCUGGUGGUUGAUCGAGAGACUGACGAGUACUUCCGCAGUCUGCGUCUCUCCUGCACGGAAGAUAUGGCCAUCCGGAUGAGUCCUGCAGUCACGACCCCUUCUCCCUCACCGUCCACCAGUAAACAGGGCAACGGCUCGGUGUCCAAACGACUUGAGAUCUCCAAACCCAUCAGGAAACCUCCGUCACGAGCUCCUAAGAAGGAGGCUCAGCCCUCAUCACGGGAUCCGUCUGAGCUUCUGCCGAGGCUGUGUCACCUGGUUCGCUCAGAGAUGGGUUACGGCUUUAAUCUCCACAGCGAGAGGUCCAGACCGGGUCAGUACAUACGGGCUCUGGACCCCGGCUCGCCUGCGGACCGCGCUGGGCUCAAACCACAGGACAGACUCAUAGAGGUGAAUGGCGUGAACAUUGAGAGCAUGAGACAUGCUGAAGUUGUGGCCUUCAUCAAGAACGGCGGGAAGGAGACGAGUCUGCUCGUGGUGGAUCCGGAUACAGACGAGCAUUUCAAAAAGAUGGGCAUCACUCCCACCAGCAUCCAUGUGAAAGAUUUUGACGAGUCCUUAACUAACGGCUCCUCCAGCCCCCACGUGAACGGGACGUCCUCUCGAUCGACAUACUCCGACAGCAGCAGUCAGGACACCACCACACAGUUCUCGAGGGAGGGCGACAGCCAUCUUCUCGACCCGUUUGAAGAAAUAGGUCUGUGUCUGAGUCCCACGGCAGCCGAGGCGAAAGAGAAAGCCCACGCCAAGCGCUCCAGAAAGAAGGCGCCCCAGAUGGACUGGAACAAGAAGCAUGAGAUUUUUAGCAAUUUCUGAAUGUCCUUCCCAGAUGCGGACGCCCCCCACAUGUGUUGCAUUCAAAGCCCUGGACACCCGACUGCUUUUGAUGAAUAACAGGCACCUAUUUUUGUACAAAAUGAAGAGUUGAAACACAAAAAGUUGAAAACGCCACCCAGAGGGGAUGAUGUGAGUUACGCGAGCGGAUUUCUAUCUCAUGAAUGGCUAAGAAAGUCAAGAACCGAUGGUCGAGCUGCUCGUAAAAGAAGGUUUUCUGCAUCAUCUUGUGUUCUUGCGAUUAAUCCGGGCCACUUCAGUAUAGCACGUUUACAGUAACGUACAACACGGAAUACAAACGCCAAAGGAGAUUCUUAUACAGAACAGCAUAUAGACCGUGCUUUUGCAGAACAAAAUCAUUUUAUUGGAUUUAAAAGGACUAAAGCUCAUUUCUGCGAAUCGUCGGAAAGAUACGAAUCGUUCUUUUGCCAAAGACACAACCUCUAAUCAACCUGACCAGCUGAUGAGUGUCAACUGUUUUGAAGGGAGGCAUCACUGUUGGAUAUCAGGUCUCUUGCAAUUACUGAAACUUUAAAAGGGAAGAAAACACCGGAGUGACCCAGAAAGGGGAAUCUGCACUUCUCCAUCACUAGAGGACGCUGUUUAUGCACUCUUGGGCUUCAUUUAUGAAAGAAGCAUGAGUCCAGGAGAACAUGUUGAACCACCAGAGGGAGCCUCAUAACACAUGCUCGGUCGAGUGCAGGAGAAGAGAAACUUCUGCAUCCAACACGUGCAGAGUUGCAUGAUACGCCACAAAGAGCCAUUGCUGUAUUUAAAGUAUAUUCUCUACUGGUGCAUUCUGGGACGUGGAUACCGACAGACAGAUGGCAUGCAAGAAGUCACAUUCAUGCAAAGCCAAAUUGGUUUAGGAAGGGAAACAAAGCUUGUAAAACAAUAAAGAGUAACGCAUACCUUAUCUAUAGAGGAAUGGGUUUGAGGAAGUGAUGCUGUGAGACUCACUGAACUUUGUGCAUAAUGGAUUUAUGACAGUGACCCUCAAACUCAUCUCUGUCACGGCUCAUUCUGGAUAUAAGAUUGCCACCAUUAUUCACAAACGAUAAUGAAAUCUUUUGAGAGAGCGCUAUAUGCAUUUACAGCACACAUAUCGUGAUGUAUAGCAUCAGCAUUACUAUUACUCAUCUUAAUAAUUCAUGAUAUGUUCCAUGUUUGCAAUUUAGUAUUAAUGUAGUCAUGUAGGCUAGUUUGUUUCUUUUUUUUUCAAGCAAUGAGCAGUGAUGGGAAAUCAUCUCUGAUCAGAAAUAUUCGUGUUCGUAUUAUUUUUCCAAUAAAGUGUCGCAGGGCCAUUCUGAACGA
Molecule: messenger RNA, 2788 nt
Organism: Carassius auratus (goldfish)
Lineage: Eukaryota; Metazoa; Chordata; Actinopteri; Cypriniformes; Cyprinidae
Product: Na(+)/H(+) exchange regulatory cofactor NHE-RF2
Exons: 6
Coding region: 374-1456 (360 amino acids)
Biological process (GO): protein localization to plasma membrane
Cellular component (GO): apical plasma membrane
Molecular function (GO): signaling receptor binding; protein-membrane adaptor activity
Source: RefSeq, a predicted model, not a curated record